CGCCUAGAAAGAGUUUGUUUUGGAGCUGCCGAGGCCGACUCGUGACUCCCGCCCAGGACUGCGAGGGAGGGAGAUGGAGGGCUACUGGCUCUUCCUGGCGCUGCUGGUCUCGGCGCUGCUGCUCGGCUUCCUCUCCGUCGUCUUCUCCCUGGUCUGGGUCCUUCGCUACCGAGAAGGGCUCGCCUGGAACGGGGCCGCGGCCGAGUUCAACUGGCACCCGGUCCUCAUGGUCACGGGCUUCGUGUUCGUGCAGGGCAUCGCCAUUAUUGUGUACCGGUUACCGUGGACCUGGAAAUGCAGCAAAGUUCUGAUGAAAUUAAUCCAUGCUGGGUUAAAUACCAUUGCUCUGACACUUGUAAUUAUUUCAUUGGUGGCUGUUUUUGAUUUCCAUAACACCGCAAAGAUUCCUAACAUGUACAGUCUGCACAGCUGGAUUGGGUUGAGUGCCGUCAUUCUGUAUUCUCUACAGCUCGUUCUAGGUUUUGCAGUCUUCCUGCUUCCCUUUGCUCCCAUUUAUCUUCGAGCAAAGCUUAUGCCAAUCCAUGUUUACUCUGGCCUUUUAAUCUUUGGAACCGUGAUUGCAACGGUACUAAUGGGAAUUACAGAAAAACUUAUUUUUGCCUUAAACCGUGGACCUACUCCCUACAGUACUUUUCCAGAAGAAGCUACAUUUGUCAACACUCUUGGCGUUCUGGUUGUGGUCUAUGGUGGUAUUAUUUUAUGGAUGGUAACUAGACCCCACUGGAAGCGUCCGCUUGAACAGAACUCAAAAAUCCAACAAAAAAUUGGAGGAAAAUAUGAGAGUAAUGAAGAGGGGGCAACUAUGAAGGACCGCGAGGGAAUAGAGAAUUCUGAAUUUGGUAGUGAGACCAGAAAACAAAAUCUCAAACUUGAUGAUGCUGGACAGAGAUCAACCAUGUAAAGACAGCGGGUUGGAUCCAACCAGCUUUCCCAUUGGUGAAAAAAAGGAGAAGAGGGGUCCUCUUUUAUCACUAAAAAGGCUUUGCUGGGACUGUGGGAGUAUGCUGGGAGGGGAUUUGUAGGAAGAGAGGGCAUUAAGCAAGAUGGAUUGAAAAAGCUGGCUGGAUCCAGCCCACAGAAUAAUAUAGCAGUACAAUUUGCAGUACCAAAGAUCUCUCUCGCCAUUCCAUGUAACUUUUAGAAUAAUUGAUAGGCAUUAGUAAGCACUGUGAUUCUAGAAGGCCAUAUAUAUGCUAUAACUUUUCAUAUUGUAUCUUUUAAAAAAAUCCAGUAAAUGUGGGACUGAAAAGAGAUGUGUCUGAUUUUCACUGGCAUAAACCCUGUUGUCUUAGACUAUAUAUUGGCAGACAUCUCUAAUGAAUGGCUCUGCCUAUGUGACACUAGCUUUUCUGUGUCCCUCUCUUGGGAGAUUUCCAGAGUAACCAUUGCACAAAGUUUUGCCAAAAUGUUUAAAAUAUCUCCCAAAAUUGCUCUUAUCUAAUCUUCUAGAUGCAAAUUUGAACCUCAACUGAAUCUCUCACUGGUGGAGGUUAGUUGAUAGUCAUGGAUACCCUACACUUCCUUCCUAAGGAACUACAGACCUUUUGAUUGUUUUCUGAGCCACAAUACAACAGAGGGUUUUCUAGUGCACCACUGCCUUAAACAGUUACCCUGUACCAAGCAUAUGAAACAAGAUGCCUCUUUAUUUGGAUAAUACCCAAAUAAAAAAAGAACUACUUCUGCUUGUACUAUUAUCAGACAUUUGGAGAUGUAGUUUUGUAUAUGUUCCACUACAGUACCUUUAAUUAUCAUUGAUAUCCAUGUUGAGAUCAUGUGUUAGGGGACUUAUUUUACAAAACCUGCAAUAUGAGAGCAUAAUUUACUAUGGGGGCCAAGUUCUUCUGCCCUGGGUUACACUGUUCCAACUCGUUAAAAUAUAGAGUUUUAGGUAAAUCCUAUGGUUUCUGUUCCCCAGUUGGGGGCAGGAGUUCCCCUGCUUUUGUGAGCGCUUGCCUGCUACUGGUCAGCUGGCCAGUGGGAGGAAACUUCCUAUCCCAACAGCAAUGUUGCCGGAAAUAAACACGACACACCCAUGUCACCCAGAAGUAACAUAGGCACAUUGGUGAUUGGGGGGGGGCAUGCUUUGGUUUUUGAGCAAAAUUCUAUGUUUUGGGGCUGAUUUUCCCAUAGAGUUUUGCUCAAAAACCAGUGUGUUGUCACCGAUGUACUUACAUCACUUCCAGAUAUCAUGGGGAUGUUGUGCAAUGUCACUUCCAGUCACACAAAGACACUCCUAGCUGUAGUGUAACUGUAGUGAAUCCUAGAGUCUUGCCUCAAUACAAUGAUAUCACUUCCAGGUUUGUGCCAGAAGUGAUGUCAUGGCAUUGGCACACUGCCAGUUUCAUUGUCCUCGCUUCCCCUCCCCCUAAGCAUCUCCUGCUCAUUACUGGCUGGGGGCGGGGAGAAGCCUGUAAAAACGGGGGUCCCCCGCUGGGACCUAGGGAUUGUGAAGCCUACUCUAUUAGGCAUAAAGCACCUUAAAAGUUGAUUUGUAAGGGAGGCCUUACUUGUAAACACUAUGAAAGAAAGUCAAAAAUAUUUCAGGGAAUGUCAUAUAAUUUUGUAAAAGGUAAGCUUUCUUCGUUCUAAGCAAUGUUAAAUAGUGUACUUAGCAACUCCUUGUUUGAGGUCACAAACUGGCUUCACUUCUGAAAGCAUUAAAUUUCUCUGAAAGGAACACCUGUUUUGAAAAGUAUUUCUGAGGGCUGCUUGCCAAGAAGCACAGAACUAGACAAUCUAGAAAGCCUGUCAAAUGUUGUAUAUGCUUUAAAUCCCACAUAUUUAUUGCACCAAAAGACAACGGGGUUUUCAGAAAAGAUCAAAUUUGUGAAUAGAAACUGGGUGUCACACCACACACCAUUUGUCUAUCUUUGUAGUAGGCAUUUUGAGGCCUGCUUCUGGGUAGACUCCAAAAUAGAAAACAUUCAUUUUUAAUAAUAACUAAAUUAAUAGUUAACGCUUGUUUGUUCUAGCAUAUCAAACCAGAAACAAAGAGUUGAGUUUCUGAAUGACUACACAGAUCUACAUACAGAAUUUGCUAGACCAGGCAUAACUAGGAAAAAGAAAUAAUAAAGAGGCCUGUAAACCUGUCAGGCUGGAAGCGUCUUUUGCAGGCCUGAUCAGCUGACUUGCUGGCUGCAGGAAUGCUACAGUGAGCCAACAUGUAGGAAAUCUGAGCAUGGAAUGUAUGCCCAGAACCUUCCUCAUGGCAAGCUUCCAUGGCACUGAAUUUUCAGAACUAAUGCUGUUCCUAAAUUACUGAUGUUUGUCCAGAUCCAAGGCUAUGCUGUAUCUGCUUAGAAGGCCUAGGAGGGCCUGGUUUUGACCAAAUGAAUAUGGUAAAAUGUAUAUUGUUUGUAAUUUUAAAUUUAAAACAUUGAAGUGGCCAUAGUAACAGAUUUAUACUAAUGGUUGCCAUGUUUAUCAGCUCAAAUAGUUGAAUGUACAAUAUCAUUCAUUACAUAUAUCUGAUGAUUGCAUAUAGUAUUGUAAAUAAGAAUAAGCCCUGUAUGUGGUAUAAUAUAACCUGGCUUUUUAUAGGAAGAUGCAUAUCACCCAAAUUUUCUAUUACAAAGCAUUCCUUGCUUGAGUUGGAAGCCUAUUUGAAUGUAGUGCUUAGUUUACAAAGCAAAAGGGUACAACAUUUUUUGUUAUAACGUAUUUCUUUUUUAUAUAUUGCAAUAAAAGAUGUUGAAGUCUG
This is a messenger RNA of Heteronotia binoei (common prickly gecko), 3721 nucleotides long. Its product is annotated as plasma membrane ascorbate-dependent reductase CYBRD1. Gene Ontology annotation, cellular component: lysosomal membrane. Gene Ontology annotation, molecular function: oxidoreductase activity. The transcript has 4 exons. Lineage: Eukaryota; Metazoa; Chordata; Lepidosauria; Squamata; Gekkonidae. Bases 74 to 922 code for a protein of 282 amino acids. The record is from RefSeq and is a predicted model, not a curated record.